UUAGAGCUGAUUCUCUGAACAGCGGCUGAUUUUAAACCAGUCUGUCUGGAGAGGGGAAAAAAACAAGAGGACAGAGAAUAAAGGCAUUAAGGAGUGAAGCUGACAGGGCAGUGACAGAGGAUGUGGCGAUAGGAAUAUGAUGAACCAGACUCACCGCUAUGGAGAGAGAGAGAGAGAGAGAGAGAGAAAAAAAAAAAACAGGAGACUUUACAGACAAAAUGGCUCCUAAAUAACGGCUUCACGGUUUCUUUGACAUUGGAAUUUACAUAGGACACAAGUCUGGACUCGGUAUUUUUUGCUUUAAUGUAACCUACCUUACUCUUCAGUACAAUACAUUGUACGUAGACCUUCAUUUUGUGGAUGUAAAAUGCUGCAGCGUGGCCUGGUUUAACAAGGACGGCUUUAUUAUAAGGUGAACUUUGCUGUCACCUGCUAUUUAUCGUCCUCAGUCAAGUCUUAGUACUCAAUAUUCAUCCCCAUGCUCUGUUUCCCUCCCAUUUCCGGUCUGUACUUUAUUAAAUGUCAGGCGUAAAGGCUCGUCGAACAUCUACAAGCAUCUGAUAUCUUCAGUAUAGUUCAUAAGACAUUUAUAGCACUGGUGUUAUUUUUGUCAGCAAAAUUAAUUAUUGAACUGAUUAUUGAGAAGACUGGAUACGGACCGGUUUUGAAGCUCAAAACCAAGUUUCGUCCUGGAAAAACUUCGCUCGAUACGAUCCAGGAUGAAGGAGGUGUGCCGGGUUUGCGCCCGCAAGCUGUGUGGGAAUCAACGGCGCUGGAUCUUCCAUCCAGCAGGAAGGUUACAGGUGCUGCUGUCGCACGCUCUGGGCCGCGAGCUGCGCCGGGAUGGACGUGAAGAAUUCGUCUGCAGCAAGUGUGCCUUUAUGCUUGAGCGUAUGUAUCGCUUUGACACGGUGGUUGCGCGUGUCGAGGCACUGUCCAUUGACCGCCUGCACAAGCUCCUGCUGGAGAAAGAUCGUCUACGACAAUGCAUCAGAGGAAUGUAUCUCAAGCACAAUAACGACGCAACAUCUAAGGAGAAAGAGUGCAUGGUGGAUAUGUCGAGCCUACCUGAUGCCAAGUACUGUGCUCUAGUUGAAGAAGACUUGAUGUAUUCAGUGUACGAGUCGUGGGCGGAGGAAGAGGAGCAAACGUUGGAGUGUAGCCAUAAUCCACAGUGUCAUGUAUCAGAAGUGUCCUCUCUCUGGCACCGGUCAAGAAGAUGCAGAGGCUGUCGUGCGCUCCGUGUAGCUGACUCAGACUAUGAGGCUGUGUGCAAGAUACCUAGGAAGUUGGCACGUAGCACUUCCUGUGGUCCUUCCACACGCUACUCUGAGACUACCAUGACAACAACAGCAUCAACUACCCUUGUCCCUGAGAGUCAUCUAACAGCAAGGGAUUCAUCAGACAGUGACAAGACUUUGGGAGGGAGGCCGGGUUCAAGCAACUCAUCAGAUUCCCUAACUUCCACUCUGGGUGCAGUGCCACUUGUUGGACAGGUGGAACAAGACAUAAGGGAAGAGCAGAACUGGGACUCUGUCUUAGAGCAGCACUUGGACCCCAAUUUAGACAGUGCGAGUGCAGCUAGCAAACUGCAGCUUGUGCUGUGCUUGGUUCAGAACUGCAUCUACAAACCUGUCCGGAUUCCCCAUGGAAGUAGGCUACCUGUUUUAAUUAAACCUGGGUGUGUGGAUACAGGAAUUAAUCUAGGUAACCCAGGACAAGCCCUAAGGACCCUCACUGAUCAGGCAGCCUUUGCACGAGAGAUUCCUCGGCCAUCAACAAUUCGUCUGGGCCUAGCAUUGGAGUUGGCUGAGCUGGAGGAGAUGUGGGAUGAUGUGUAUGAGGAGUACUUACCUUUCUGCUUGAAGAAGGUUAAAAAGAAGUCUCUGAUUGAAGAGCAGCAAUCCCAGCUGAACCAGUAUGAAUCUGCAGCAGGCCAGUGCGUCAGUGAACUGCAGAAGGCUCAGUUACAGGUUCAGUCUCUCCAAAGUAACAUCCAGGAGAGCGAAACCAGCAACAAGAAGCUGCAAGAAAAGCUGGGGGAAAUGGAGACUGAGCUGCGUUCUAUCAGACAGGCAGCUCAGAAUCAGGAGAGGACCAUAGAGAGCCUCACUGAAAGUCUUAAUACCAAGGAAACAGAGUCACGGGAGUUAUAUCAGGCUAUAGAAGGACAGAAUACCACCCUGUGUAAGCUCAGAGAAAUGGCCCAUCGCAAUCAGCUCCAGCAUUCACAGGUGGUAGAAGCGGGUGACCUGCAGGGUGAGGUGGUGGCACUGCAAAGCUCUCUUUUCUGCUGCCAGCUGGAGCUGGAAGCCAGUCAGCGAGCACAGAGACAGAGCCAGAGGGUGGCAGACGAUCUGGCCAACUCCCGUGACCGCCUGCACAGUGACCUAGAGGCGGCACUGCAGCACAGAGAGACCACCGAAAAGUACAACCAGGAUUUGCGCAGCACAGUUCAGCAGCUGCGCUCAGAGCUACAGGUGAAAGACGCUCAUCUGAAGGAGUGUGAGGCCGAUAAACACUCUGAGAUUUUAGCUCGAGACAAAACCAUCUCAGAGCUCCAGUUUGCACUAAGGGAGAAGGAGAGAAUUGUGCAGGAGUACUCAGAGCUGCUGGACCAGCCUGCUGAGUCUGGUCGACCCCGAGAUGCGCUGCUGGACAAACUAAAGAAUCGUAUUCGUGACCGAGACAAAGCUCUGGAGCGCUCUAUAGACGAGAAGUUCCACUGCUUGGAGGAGAAGGAGACUGAAGUGCGCAAGCUGCAAUUAGCACUUCGGGAAAAAGAGAGAGACCUCGAGAGACUGCGCUGUAUUUUGACCAACAACGAGGAGACAAUCACGAGUCUGGAUGGUCUGAUGCGCAGUAAAGAGCUGGAGUUGGAACAGGCUCAGGAAUCCUUCCGGAAGAUUCAGUGGCUCAAACAGCAAAGCGACGAGAAACACACAAUCACUUUGCGUGAGAGAGACAACAUCAUCGCACAGCUGCACACUACACUACAUGCACGCAGCAAAGAGACAGAGGACCUGACAGCGGCGUUGCUGGCUAAGCUCUCACCCAGCCCUAAUGAGGUGGUGGAGGAGCUCAAGUCACGUCUGGCACUGAAAGAGAGGCUCUUCCAGGAGAUACUGUCUGAGCGCAGCAGGCAGACUCAGGAACACCACACACUGAUCCAGGACCUGCUAAAUACGAUCAGCUCCAGAGACCAGUACAUCAAGGAGAAUGGCGAGAGACUGAGGCAGGUGAUAACUGAGCGGACCGGGCAGCUAAACGAGAUGCGCAGACAGCUCGCAUCAUGUGAACGGGAGCUCAGUGGAGUGACACGGGAGAGGGAGAGGGAGAGAGAAAGGCGAGCUCCACUGGCUAUGGAGAUGGAGAGACUUCAGAGUAUAUUGAGAGAGAAAGAAAUUCUUAUACAGGAUCUGAUGCAAAGUCAGGAAGAAGCACAGGCAACUUCAAUAUCAACCACACUAAGAUCGGGAGAUAGUAGCUCAGAGCUGGAGAUGCAGGCUGUUAAAGAGGAACUUCAGCUCGCCAUGAGGAAACACAAAGAGACAGAGCAGGAACUUUUGGAGUUAAGAUCUGCUUUGACCAAAAAGCCUGAAAAUCGCAUUAGCACUGACCCUCAGAGUGCUCUGAAGCAGUUGGUAUCAGAGUACCAGCAACUGAACCUGGCUCUGAGAGCCGAGAAGAAGCUUUACCAAAACCUGAACCACAUGCACUCCACAGAAGACAGCAUGGGGAAGACUCAGGCACUGCACAUGGAGCUGGACACAGUUCAGGCGCUGCGUGGACAGCUGGAAGAGGUCCUGAGCAGGACCCGAGACACAGCUUUGGCACUGGACAGGGCAGCUAAGGCCCACGCUGACUAUGGAGAAUUCAGCACAGACGAGGAUGAGGAUGAGAUUGGUGAUGAUGAAGAAGGCAGUAGCAGUGAAGAAUUCACCGACAGUAUAGAAGAAGAUGUGAAACUGACUGCUGAGAGUCUGGCUAUUACAGAGAAUGCUAGGGUUUCUGAAGGUCUGGUGAGCAGGACGAUAUCCCAGGAGGCCAUGAGAGGAGGAUGGCAGAAUGAGGUGAAGCAGAAGAAGGGAGAAGAAAGAGAGAAAGGAGAAGAGAAAAGCCAGCUCAGCCAUGCUGGAUGUACCUCACUCUCUCAAGACAGGUGUACUCAACCAAAACUGCAGGAGGAAAACCACAAGUUGGAAAUAAACGGAAGUAGAUCCGGAGCGGGUGCCGGACAGGAUUCCGGAUCCAGUUAUGGACCGGGAACAGAAAGUAACGUAUCUGUGAAGUGCAGAAGGUGGGAGCAAAGUGAAACAGACAGGCUGAACCUUCAUGACCAGCAGCAAACCCACAGGCAUAUGGAGGAAGAGGAGGAUGAAUAUGAAGAUGAAGAGGAAGAGGAGGACAUGCGGGCUCCUCAGGGGAAGCGUGGCCUCCCCACUGUUACUCUGAGAGAAGGAGCGGGGAAAAGGAGGUGUAACAGACCUCAUUCCCUGGACCUCGGAGUGUUGCUGACGACUCACAAAGCUAUGGAUGAAGAAUCCACAGCACAGGAGAAAGAAGGAGAAGGUUCUAGAGGGUUCUGGCAGCAUGUCGAGGCGGGACUACGAGAGCAGGCGGAGCGUCUCCGUAGCGACCUGGCUCUGAGCCGUCAGGAAAGCAGAGAGCUCCGGGAAAGACUGAUGGUGUCUGAGGCUACUGUACACGCACAGGCUGACCAGCUCAAAGAGUACAGAGAACUACUAACGGAGAGUGCAGUGCAGCAGGACAGUAAGCAGGUGCAGGUGGAUCUGCAGGAUCUGGGCUAUGAGACCAGCGGGCGCAGUGAGAAUGAGGCUGAGAGAGAAGACACCAGCAGUCCUGAGUUUGAUGAUAUGGAGCUGUAUAACUCUCUUUCCGGGCCGUCGUACAGCAGUGUUGGUAAAUCGUGGCACCAGCAUGGUGACGGUUCCCAGCCUGACGACUUGUUGGUGCAGGACCUGCGUGCACAGCUCUCCCGCUGUCACAAAGUGAUCCGCGGACUGCAGAUCCGCGUGCGUUCACUUUCCACUACCUCCGACUACGCGUCCAGCCUCGAGCGUACAUCACGCAAGGUGAACUGGGCCUUCCAAGAAUCUCCAGCCCACAGUGGUGUGGAGGAUGAUGAGGGCUGGCACUCGGAUGGACCAGUUGGACCACUGAAGUCCAAAAGGGACCUUCAGGAGCUGAUGUCUCGUGUGGCAUCACUGGAGAACCAACUCCGCAACAGCAAACUGGAAGAAAAAAGAGGCGCAGAGGAAGGACAGAGUGCUACAUGGCCUGGAAAAUACAACACGCUGGUACAGGCUCAGGCUCGGGAGUUGUCACACUUACGACAGAGGAUGCGGGAGGGACGAGGAAUUUGCCACAUCCUUACACAGCACCUGGGCGACACCACAAAGGCGUUUGAAGAGCUGCUCCGGGCCAACGAUAUCGAUUACUACAUGGGCCAGAGCUUCCGAGAUCAGCUUUCACAGAAUUCCUCACUCAUACAAAGGAUUAGCAUUAAGCUCACUGGACGAGAUCGCUCAGAAGUGCCGGAUGACAAAAUGGGCCACGAGUUAUUAGCUUUAAGGUUGAGUAAAGAGCUCCAACAAAAGGACAAGAUAAUCGAGUCUCUCCACACAAAGCUGCAGCAACGCCCUGACACGCCCUCCAGCAGCCACGCCCCCUCAGAAACAACAGACCAAUCUGAUCGCACUUCCUUUGUGUCAGAUGAAAGGGCCUCCAUAAAUGAGGAUCUGGAUCUGUGUUCUGAUGUGGAUGCCGUCAGCGAAUAUGCGCAGGAAGAACCUGCUCCUAGAGCAAAUGAUACAGACCGCCCCUCCUUUCUCCCUGUUCCUUCUUCUAUUCAGUCCCCUAACACCCCCUACAGACUGAAGGAUAGAAAGACAGGUACAGAGGGUGUCUAUUCUGCUCCCUUGUAUGGUUCUUUGCCCUUGGCCCAGACCCACCUCUGGUCCAACUCCUCAAAUAACUUAACCUCUGACCCAUUGCCCUUUUUUGGGCCAGUGACACCGCAGCAGCACCAGCAGGGUCUGCGCAGACCACCAAUCCGAAGUUUUAGUUUACCGCAUUCACUGAGCAGCUAUCCACUGAUGGGCUCGGUACUUCCUGAUCCCUCACAUUACACCCAGCUAUCUCAUCAUACCCUUCACCAGCCCCAAAAAUCAGAGAGCAGCCUGGUAGGAAGCAAUGCACCAUGGGACAUGGACAAUAUGGUUCAGCCAAUCAUAGGCUUCACUGGAGCACCUGGUUACCAGACAGGAAACAACCAUUCAGGUGUGGACCUGAUCGAGGAGCAUCUGCGUGAGAUCUGUGCUCUGCGCCAACGUCUGGAGGACUCCAUCAGGACCAACGAGAGGCUACGACAGCAGCUGGAGACUCGCCUGGCCAACGCUGCCAGAGAUGGAGCAGCACCCACAAAUAUCUACAUCCAAGGUCUGGACACUGUCACUCAGCUGUCCAAUGAGAUCCGAGUGCUGAAGGAGGAGAAUCUGAGUCUCCAGUCCAGGCUGCAGGCGAGCAGGGACAACAGUGAGGAGGUGGAGCAGUUGAGGGAGGCGGUACUGUCCGGGCGGGCGCGGCUGAAGCAGGCAGAGUUAGAGGCGGAACAGUGGAAGGAGGAGCUGAGGAGGAUACAGACGCACAGCUGUGAACAGAGUCAGCAGAUUCAGCAACUACGGCAAGAGAGGCAGAGCAACCAGGAUCACAACAACAGGUUGCAGCAUGAGGUGAGUCUCCUCCAGCAGCAGCUCUCCGAAAGCAGACAGCUGCUACAUUCCCUGCAGUGUGAACUCCAGCUAUAUGACAGAGUGUGUGCAGGGAGCAAGAGCACCUCCACAGGUUAUCUCUCUGGACUGCCGUACACCUCUGCUCCAGCUGUGGGAGAACUAAACCAGUUGCUGGCGGAGGUCCGGGCUCUACGGGCCCAGCUGGAGCGCAGCGUUCAGGAGAACAGCGCUUUAAGGAUACAGCUGCAGAAACAGCUGGAGCAACAAAUCAACUCCGCCAGCCUGGAGCAGAGACCAUCAUCCCUCAUACCAGCCAGCCCUCUUCGGGACGCUCUCUAUAGGAGGCAGCUGCUGCACGACCCGUCUCCUUCUCCUCCAGUGAGGGACGUUGGUCCUUUCCCUUCCGGUCCCCCGUGUUCUCCGUGUUCAGAGCUUGAGGAGAGCUCACUCACAGCUAACGACUCAAUGGAACCUCAUGCAGAUUUGGAAGGCGAUGCCUCCGAUGGUUCAUUCGCUAACCGGAACGGACGGCAUGCCAUUGGGCACGUGGAUGACUUUAGUGCUCUACAGCAGCAGGUUAUGGAGGGCAAAGGUCUGGUGCACAGGAUGGAGUCCAUGCUGAAUACUUGCCUUAACACUGCUCUAAUGGAGGUCAAUACAGGGAAGGCUCUGGAUUAUGCCAGUGUGAAGACUCUUUUAUCCAACACCAAGACUCUGAGGCAGAUUCUGGAGGAGGCCAUGUCCUUGCUUAAGAUGUUCUGGAGAGCGGCACUUCCUAGCAGUGACAGCCCCACCCAGUAUCUCCAGAAAGAGCAGUUGAUGAAAGAGGAGAUCCAGUCUCUGCGCAUGAGGAUAGCGGAGCAGGAAGAGGUCCUGCAGAACACUAUACAGAGACUGAGGAGCACCAGCCGCACUAAAGAGAGCAUGGAGACAUUCAUUGUCAGCCAACUGUCCAGGACUCGAGAUGUCCUGAAAAAAGCCAGGGCCAAUCUGGAGAAGAACGAGCUCAGGAUUUCUUCUUUAAGCUCCUCCUCUUCCUCCCUUUACCAUGGUCACGUCCUCAAAGGUGCGUUCCCAGGGUCUUCUGAUAGAGGUUGCGUGACCCCUGUGAUCGCCGUGGAAACCUUCAGUCCGAGACUCGCUAAGAAGCGUGCGAGGGAGUGCCUUCACUAAGCGGCGUCCUGAACAAGCUCCACCUCACCUUUUCACCCCCCUGCCUUAUCCUCUUAGAUAAUCUUUCCUCUCUCCUAUCUUCUUACACCUUAUCCCUUCUUACCCUGCCCUUAUCUUUUGCCUUGCCUUGGUGAAAAAACUAUACUUUGCCUUGUGAAGCGGAUAAUGCGCGUGUCCUGGCUGCUAUAGAAUAUAUACACGCGUUCAGGUGUGUGUUUUCAUAUUAGUGCAGUAAUACUAACCGGUUUGUUCUGAAUCAUUCACUCCAGGAGAACCUAGAAUUUAUACUGAAUGGGGGAAAUGGAGUAUUUAUGUUGCAGCUACACAUACUGCCAGUAAAUCCCGUUGAGAAACUCAGGGAUUUGAGGCAAAGAAACACUAAAAGCCACAUUUCCGAGUUGAGACAGAUCCUCAGGAUCGUAUUGUAUGGAUCUAACCGGUGCCUACUUUGAAGGCUUAAGCAGCCAUCACUGAAAACGUGCCACGUCUACUCACAAUAAGCUCUGAGUUAACUGACAAAGAGCACAGUGCACUAAAUCCAACACUUGUCAAGUUUAGCGGUGAAGCAUUAUUGUCCGGCACUCGCUGUCGGAGCCGUCGCUGAUUGUCGCUUUAAUCGAGCUCAUAAAAGCAUGUGCAAUGCAAUUGUGCCAGCGUUCACUGACACUGGAACUAUGUGUUUUAUAACAAUGAAAGACCGUCAGUGCAAUAUUAUGACUUGUAUUCUUACUCAUAUUAUCCUGUAAUACUACUGAAAUUGUUCUUGGACAGUAUUUGCAUGUGGGAGGUAGAGAAAAAACAGAGAAAUAUCACCUUUGUGUUGUGCUGUAAGGUGAGGUUCACCAAUACUUGCCAAAGUUUGAAUUCCUACUUUCCCUUUCGUAUUAUCUUGUCCGUGUCAUUAACCAAGACGCUGCUUAGAUUUUUUUUUUUAGUGCCAUCUUAAAUAAAAGUGACGUUUCGGACAGAGUGAUUCCUGUCGCUCGAUCACAUUUGAUUUUCGUCAAACUUAUUAAAAAUUGAGUGUGUGAAUUAGGACCAAACCAUGUUUCAGUAUUUCACAGCGAGGACACAAUAAAUGUUGGUAACAUCUUGUGAAAUUGGGCAUCAUAUACUGUAGAAUAGAGCGGGGAAAAAAUUGUGUGCUUAAAAUGCAGUAACAAACUUUGGCAAGGAUCUGGUGGGUCCAUAGUUAUGCUACUGAUGCCACGAAUAUAAGUAGCCCAUUACAGUUUGAGGUGUUCCUUAGCUGCUUGAGUAUUUUUGUUGUUUGUUUUUUUUUCCCUCUUGCUUUUUUAGUGCUGUAUAUAAUAUCACUCCAUACCACAAGUCAUUGUGCGGUUCUCGUCACGAUUUUUCUCUAUAUGCAAUGGUUCAGUAUUUGGGUAGCUGUGCAAUAUUUUUAAUCACAGUGUUAAUCUUCUCUUGGAGCGAAAUAUGCUACUUCUCGGCUCCUAAGUUGCCAGUGAAGCUCUAGUGUUAGCAGUUAUGCUAGUUCACACAAAGUCACAGGUUUUAAUGCCUGUUGUUAUAAACCUCAAGAUGUUGCUUUGCUUGCCUUUAAGUCAGAGAG
Tachysurus vachellii is the source of this 9501-nucleotide messenger RNA. RefSeq names its product myomegalin-like. The transcript has 41 exons. Lineage: Eukaryota; Metazoa; Chordata; Actinopteri; Siluriformes; Bagridae. Gene Ontology annotation, molecular function: zinc ion binding. Gene Ontology annotation, cellular component: nucleus; microtubule organizing center. The record is from RefSeq and is a predicted model, not a curated record. The coding region runs from base 720 to 7928 and encodes 2402 amino acids.